This is a messenger RNA of Talaromyces atroroseus, 2106 nucleotides long. RefSeq lists its product as hypothetical. The coding region runs from base 1 to 2106 and encodes 701 amino acids. Gene Ontology annotation, molecular function: ammonia-lyase activity. Gene Ontology annotation, biological process: L-phenylalanine catabolic process. NCBI's taxonomy places the organism in Eukaryota, Fungi, Ascomycota, Eurotiomycetes, Eurotiales, Trichocomaceae. Gene Ontology annotation, cellular component: cytoplasm. The record is from RefSeq and is a predicted model, not a curated record. The transcript has 2 exons.
AUGGCCUCCCCCCAUUUCGCCUUGGCUCACUCCGAGUGGGCUGAGCUGCAAAGGCUCCUCAAGUCCGACAAGCCUGUUGUCGUCGACGGGCACAGCUUGACCAUCGCUGCUGUUAUAGCAGUGGCCUUGCAUGGAAAGAGUGCGAUUUUGACAGAUGAUGCUGCUACUCUGGAUGGCGUUCAGGAAAGCGUCGAUUUUCUCGAAACAGAGUUGCAAAGAAAUCGCAUCAUCUACGGAGUCACUACUGGCUUUGGUGGAAGUGCUGACACUCGUACUGAUAAGGUGCGAGGCCUUCAGGUCGCCCUGCAGCAACACCAGAAUAUCGGUGUCCUCCUCCCAUCCGACAAGGGGCUGGUCAAUGAUUCAGGCCCACAACUCGAAGGCCUUCGAGACCAUGCUCUUCCAGUGUCUGUCGUGAAGGCCAUGAUGCUCAUUCGCUGCAAUUCGCUCGUCAGAGGGCACUCUGCGGUGCGUCUAGCUCUCAUUGAAAACAUUCUUGUCCUAUUGAAGCACAACAUGACCCCGGUUGUGCCUCUUCGUGGCAGCAUUUCAGCUUCCGGUGAUCUUAUGCCUCUCUCAUAUAUCGUCGGCAUGCUGGAGGGAAGUCCCGAUAUUUAUAUUCGCCUUGGUAACGAGAAUCCCGCGACCUUCCUCCCUGCAUACAAAGCUCUUCAACAAGUAGGCAUCCAACCAAUUCGUUUACAAGCUAAAGAGGGGCUUGGUAUGGUCAAUGGCACCGCUACUAGUUGUGCAGCUGGCUGUAUUGCUGUUUAUGAGGCCCAGCAAAUUGCUAUUAUGACACAGCUUCUCACUGCCAUGGGCACGGAGGCGUUACGGGGCACCGCUCAUAAUUAUCAUCCCUUCAUUUCAGACAUUCGACCACAUCUGGGACAGGUAGAGGCCGCGACGAACAUAACCGCUUUCCUCUCAGGGUCCGAUCUUGCGCUAGGUAGACAUCCUGAGACAAUUGGUCUCGCCCAGGAUCGCUAUGCUCUUCGCACUGCGCCUCAAUGGAUUGGUCCUCAACUAGAAGAUCUUAUCUUGGCACAUCGUCAAGUCCAAGUCGAGGUCAACUCUACAACCGAUAACCCGCUGAUUGACGUCAAGACCGGUUCUAUACAUCACGGCGGGAAUUUCCAGGCCGUGUCUAUUACAUCUGCUAUGGAAAAGACCAAGUCGGCUAUGCAGAUGCUAGGUAAGCUGUUAUUUGCGCAGUGCUCGGAACUCGUCAACAGUCAUCUCAACAAAGGGCUGCCUCCAAACCUUUGUGCCGAUGACCCCAGUCUUUCUUACACCUGCAAAGGCCUCGACAUUAAUAUGGCUGCAUACAUGUCAGAGUUGGGUUUCCUCGCUCAGUCAGUCAGCUCCCACGUGCAGUCAGCAGAAAUGCAUAACCAAUCUGUCAACUCACUCGCGUUGAUCACUGCACGGUACACUAUGGAUGCGGUCGAGCUCGUAUCAAUGAUGGUAGCAACAUAUAUCUAUAUUCUAUGCCAAGCUCUUGACUUGAGGUGUCUCCACGCUGAAUUUAUCAAGGCUGUAGAGCCUGUAGUGUAUGAGCUUUUGCGUGAGCACUUCAGCUCGGGCAUAGCAGCGAAGGAUUUCAACGUUUUCGCAAAACGCACUUUCAACAAUCUGUUGGAAAAGUGGCAGAGUUUAUCGCACCUCGACUUAGAACAGCGUAGUGAGGCAGCAGUGAAGGAAUCUUUGGCAGACCUGACAUCUGCUUGCCUCGAAAACCGCUCAGGACUACGCACGUUACCAGACAUCCUUGAUCGCAUUGAAACUUAUCAGGGAGUGGCGGGUAAGGCUUUAGCAAUUACAUACAAUUCUACUCGCGAGGGGUUUUUCAAACACCAAACAACACCCUCCUACCUAAGCUCAGCAUCUCAACAGCUCUACAACUUCGUACGACAAGAUCUCAAAAUCCCCUUUCACCGCGGCCUAGUCGAUCACCCCACCUUGCCUGACACCAGUCUAUCAAACGGUGACAAGUACGUUGGGCCUGGCAGACAUCUUGGUUCUCUCGUCAGUGAGAUCUACGUGACAGUUAGGAGUGGCAGACUGCAUGACGUUGUAAUGUCUUCGCAGAGCUCCAAAGCUUGA